AUGGCAGACACAGCCUUUCCGCCCUCCUCCCUCCGCCCUCUCAUCGAGGAAGUCAGUUCUCUUCUCAAAGAGAGAAAGGAGACUGUUUCCGUCGCCGAGACUGCCGCAGGCGGCCUCCUCUCAGCAUCCCUCCUCUGCGUCCCGGGAGCAUCGGCCUAUUUCAAGGGUGGAUUAACCUUAUACACUCUCGAAUCCCGCCUCGCCUUCGCCGACUGGACGCCCGAGCACAUCACGCAGUAUCGCGGCCCAACGGCGCAAAUCGUCGCUGAUCUGGCCGUGUCGACGCGCUCAAAGCUGCUUUCUACGUAUACCGUGUCGGAGAGUGGCACUGCGGGACCGGGUGGUGGCAGGGCUGGCCGGACGCCGUAUGAAUAUGCAUUCCUCUCUUUCUUCUUACAUACUUCUAUGGAUGUUUCGGGAUGUGCCAUACUGACGGAAGAUCUGUAUAGAGGGGUCGCCUUUAUAGCGGUCGCUGCUCCCGACGGCAAAACGUACACGCGAGAGAUCGAUACCGGGUUUGGCGACGAGAGGGAGAAGAACAUGCUUGGAUUUGCGGCCGAGGGGCUGAAGCUGCUCAGGGAUGUCAUCAAGGGGGAUGCUAAGCUGUGA
Molecule: messenger RNA, 609 nt
Organism: Talaromyces atroroseus
Lineage: Eukaryota; Fungi; Ascomycota; Eurotiomycetes; Eurotiales; Trichocomaceae
Exons: 3
Coding region: 1-609 (202 amino acids)
Source: RefSeq, a predicted model, not a curated record